Molecule: messenger RNA, 3245 nt
Organism: Phyllostomus hastatus (greater spear-nosed bat)
Lineage: Eukaryota; Metazoa; Chordata; Mammalia; Chiroptera; Phyllostomidae
Gene: ELMO1
Product: engulfment and cell motility 1
Exons: 23
Coding region: 724-2907 (727 amino acids)
Biological process (GO): actin filament organization; cell motility
Cellular component (GO): plasma membrane; guanyl-nucleotide exchange factor complex
Source: RefSeq, a predicted model, not a curated record
AGAAGUCAGGCUCUGCACACAUAUUAUUUAUAGCAGAUCUGAGGCGUGAUCAGUGUUUGACAUUUUCCUCUUUUUAAGUAGGGGGACUUGAAAAAGUCGUGGGCACUGCCCUCUCAUCGCCCCCACCCCCUGCCCCCGGGACAAAGUGCGGUGGGCCGGCGCCAGGGCGCGGGCAGGGGGCGACGCACCAACCACGCGAGUCCAGGCGCAGGUGCCGGGGCGGCAGCGGCCACCCCGCAGCGUCGGCUCGGGAGGAGAGUUCGCGGCUGAUCUCGGGAUGCUUUGCAGAUACACGCUGUGUCCCUGGCCAGCAGGAGGAAGGAAGAGGAAGUGAGAGCAGCGGCAGCCGGCGGCGCACAGCCGGCCGACCCGGAGUGUAAGUGCGUGUGCUCCGGCGAGCGCGAGCGGGCGAGGAUGGGCGCGGGAUAGAGGCAGACCACCCACACCGCCGCGGCCGAGCAGGGCCACAGAGCCGCCCGCCCCCCUUCAAUGGUCCCGGGUCGCCAGAGCUCUAUUCGCGGGGAACCUUCGCCGCCACAGCCGUUGUCCGGCGACCCUGGGCAGUGAACCUCGGACUUGCUGAUAAGGGAAGUGUGGACGUCGUCCCCGUUAGGACGGGUUCCCCAGUGAAUUUUGACCCCGGCUUCUGAGGGAUAGACACGUGUGGCCGCCCGCCCUGCAGGAGCCCAGGUGCACCGGCCGCGGACACUCUCCGGGUUCACAAUGCCCCCGCCCGCGGACAUCGUCAAGGUGGCCAUAGAAUGGCCGGGCGCCUACCCCAAACUCAUGGAAAUCGACCAGAAAAAACCGCUGUCUGCAAUAAUAAAGGAAGUCUGUGACGGGUGGUCCCUGGCCAACCACGAGUACUACGCCCUGCAGCAUGCUGACAGUUCCAACUUCUACAUCACGGAGAAGAAUCGCAAUGAAAUAAAAAAUGGCACUAUCCUUCGAUUAACUACAUCUCCGGCCCAGAACGCCCAGCAGCUGCACGAGCGCAUCCAGUCGUCCAGUAUGGACUCCAAGCUGGAAGCCCUGAAGGACCUGGCCAGCCUGUCCCGGGACGUCACCUUCGCCCAGGAGUUCAUCAACCUGGACGGCAUCUUCCUGCUCACGCAGAUGGUGGAGAGCGGCACUGAGCGAUACCAGAAGUUGCAGAAGAUCAUGAAGCCUUGCUUUGGAGACAUGCUGUCCUUCACCCUGACGGCCUUCGUGGAGCUGAUGGACCACGGCAUUGUGUCCUGGGACACGUUUUCGGUGGCGUUCAUUAAGAAGAUAGCGAGCUUCGUGAACAAGUCCGGCAUGGACACCUCCAUUCUGCAGCGGUCCCUGGCCAUUCUGGAGUCCAUGGUGCUCAACAGCCACGACCUCUACCAGAAGGUGGCGCAGGAGAUCACCAUCGGCCAGCUCAUUCCGCACCUGCAAGGCACGGACCAAGAAAUCCAAACCUACACCAUCGCGGUGAUCAACGCGCUCUUCCUGAAGGCCCCUGACGACAGGAGGCAGGAGAUGGCGAAUAUUCUGGCUCAGAAGCAGCUGCGGUCCAUCAUUCUCACGCACGUCAUCCGAGCUCAGCGGGCCAUCAACAACGAGAUGGCACAUCAGCUGUACGUGCUCCAGGUGCUCACCUUCAACCUCCUGGAGGACAGGAUGAUGACCAAGAUGGACCCGCAGGACCAGGCCCAGCGGGACAUCAUAUUUGAACUUCGAAGAAUUGCUUUCGACGCCGAGUCUGAGCCGAACGCCAGCAGCGGCAGCAUGGAGAAGCGCAAGUCCAUGUACACCCGGGACUAUAAGAAACUCGGCUUCAUCAACCACGUGAACCCGGCCAUGGACUUCACCCAGACCCCGCCCGGCAUGCUAGCCCUGGACAACAUGCUGUACUUCGCCAAGCAACACCAGGACGCCUACAUCCGGAUCGUGCUCGAGAACAGCAGCCGGGAGGACAAGCACGAGUGCCCCUUCGGCCGCAGCAGCAUAGAGCUGACCAAGAUGCUGUGCGAGACCCUGAAAGUGGGCGAGCUGCCCAGUGAGACCUGCAACGACUUCCACCCGAUGUUCUUCACGCACGACAGGUCCUUCGAGGAGUUCUUCUGCAUCUGCAUCCAGCUCCUGAACAAGACGUGGAAAGAGAUGAGGGCGACCUCUGAAGACUUCAACAAGGUAAUGCAGGUGGUGAAGGAGCAGGUUAUGAGAGCUCUGACGACCAAGCCUAGCUCCCUGGACCAGUUCAAGAGCAAGCUGCAGAACCUGAGCUACACCGAGAUCCUGAAAAUCCGCCAGUCCGAGAGGAUGAACCAGGAGGAUUUCCAGUCUCGCCCGAUUCUGGAGCUCAAGGAGAAGAUCCAGCCAGAAAUCUUGGAGCUGAUCAAACAGCAACGCCUGAACCGCCUGGUGGAAGGGACCUGCUUUAGGAAACUCAACUCCCGGCGAAGGCAAGACAAGUUUUGGUAUUGCCGGCUCUCCCCAAACCACAAGGUCCUGCACUACGGAGACCUGGAAGAAAGUCCUCAGGGGGAAGUACCGCACGAUUCCUUGCAGGACAAACUGCCGGUGGCAGACAUCAAAGCGGUGGUGACGGGAAAGGACUGUCCUCAUAUGAAAGAGAAAGGUGCCCUUAAACAGAACAAGGAGGUGCUCGAACUGGCCUUCUCCAUCUUGUACGACUCCAACUGCCAACUGAACUUCAUCGCUCCUGACAAGCAUGAGUACUGCAUCUGGACGGACGGGCUGAACGCGCUGCUGGGGAAGGACAUGAUGAGCGAGCUGACGCGGAACGACCUGGACACCCUGCUCAGCAUGGAGAUCAAGCUCCGCCUGCUGGACCUGGAGAACAUUCAGAUCCCCGACGCGCCCCCGCCCAUCCCCAAGGAGCCCAGCAACUACGACUUCGUCUACGACUGUAACUGAAGGGGCCGCCCCGGAGCCGCCCCUCGGGAACUGGAAACCCAGCGAGCGGGAGAGGAGAAGGAAACCACAAAACACGCCGCCGGCGCCGCCUCGGAACCCUCCUGCAGAGGGGAGCGUGUGUCAGCGCUCCCUGCGGCCUCGCCUCGCACCCCCGAGUUUCUGCCCCUGCCGCCUGACGCCUGGCUCGCCGCCCCGGUUCUGUUUCUAGACGCCGCUGCUUUAGGUCGCUUCCCGUCGUGCAGUCUACUGGUGGGACGGGGCAAGAGCAAAACCCGCCACCGGCACGAGAGCCAAAGGGCCCUCCCCGCUGCCCCCUCCCCGCUGCCCCCACCCCCCAC